Messenger RNA from Bombyx mori (domestic silkworm), 3155 nucleotides. RefSeq names its product eukaryotic translation initiation factor 4 gamma 2 (gene NAT1). Lineage: Eukaryota; Metazoa; Arthropoda; Insecta; Lepidoptera; Bombycidae. The record is from RefSeq and is a predicted model, not a curated record. Bases 545 to 2563 code for a protein of 672 amino acids. Gene Ontology annotation, cellular component: eukaryotic translation initiation factor 4F complex. The transcript is spliced from 9 exons. Gene Ontology annotation, molecular function: mRNA binding; protein binding; translation initiation factor activity.
UGUAUGGAGUACUUACCUACGCCUUUCCUGGUAGAAAAAUGGAAAUGCUACAACUUAUGUGGAAUAAUGGCAACACUCGUCAGUUGCGUGCGUGCGAACGAGUUGAGCUGUUGUGUGGCAGUUCGCGUACUUUCAACAAAUUGACUUUCAACGCCUCGCUAUCUUCGCGUAGGCGUACACACACGAAGCAGAGACGGCAGCGGGCGGCGACAGCGGCACGCUCGCGGGAGACAGCACCGGCAGCAAGACGGACAGCGCGCGGCAACCGGGGCCCGCGCGCAUCGCCUCGGGGCGGACGCCAGUCCCCCCGCGGCGACGCUGGGUCCCGCCCUCAUCACUCAGACAUCACGACGUGCCCGACGGAGAUGCCAAGUACGACAUCAUAUUCCGCAAGGUUCGUGGUAUUCUCAACAAGCUCACGCCGGAGAAAUUUCAAAAGCUGAGCGAUGAUCUCCUCGGGCUCGAAUUGGACUCCGACAGGGUCCUCAAGGGCGUCAUCCUUCUCAUUUUUGAGAAAGCCCUGGACGAGCCUAAGUACUCGUCGAUGUACGCACAGCUCUGCAAGCGGCUCAGCGAAGAGGCUCCCAACUUCGAGCCGCCGGGUCAGCCGUGCACAUUUAAGCUUUUGUUGCUUAACAAAUGUCGCACUGAAUUUGAAAAUCGGACGCAGGCGUUCGCCGCUUUCGAAGAUAAAACGUUAUCGCCGGAAGAGGAAGAAAAGAGACACCUCGCCAAAUGCAAGAUGCUCGGCAACAUAAAGUUCAUCGGAGAGCUGGGCAAGCUCGAAAUCUUGUCCGAGUCAAUAUUGCAUCGAUGCAUUCAGAAUCUGCUGGCGCGCCGCGCUGCCGCCGAACAUCAGGAGGACUUGGAGUGUCUGGCGCAGCUCGUGCGUACGUGCGGCCGCGUCCUGGAUUCGGAGCGCGGCCGCGGCCUCAUGGAGCAGUACUUCGCGCGCAUCGAAACGCUCUCCCAGUCCAAGGAGCUGGCUCCGCGCAUCCGCUUCAUGCUGCGCGAUGUCGCCGAGCUGCGGCGCGGCGGCUGGGUGCCCCGCGCGGCGGCGGCCGGGGAGGCGCCCGUGCCGAUGGCGCAGCUGCGAGACGAAGAGCUGCCCCGGCGCGAGCCCCUGUUCCGGCGCGCUCGGCCGCUGGACGAGGUGCUGGCCCAGCUGCACCUGCCGGGCGCCGCGCCGGACGCGCUGGCCUUCCGGCGCUCUUCGCACCUGCACCUGUCGACGCCGCACAAGACGCCGCCCCCCGCCGCGCACAAGGAGUCCCGCCCGAAGGCUCGGCCGGCGCUGCACACGCACUUGGCCGACCUGCAGAUGCGCCCGGCCGCCAACUCGCUCAUGUUCACCGCCAACAAGCUGUCCAAGCCGGCGGGCCCGCAGCACCACGCGCCGCUGCCUCCCGUGCCGCAGAACGCGCUGUCGCCCUCGUUCGUGAGCUCCGCGCCGCGCUACAAGGAGCCCGCCAUCACAAUCAAACCGGCGCCGGAUAAAAAAGAGAAACCUAAAAAGGACAAGGGCGUGAGCAAGGAGGAGGCGUGCAAGCUGGCGGCGGAGGCGGUGGAGGCCGUGGCCGCGGACGGCGAGGACGGCGAGCUGGGGCUGGCCGCGCUGCGCCGCCUCGACGACGUGCCGGAGAAGGUGCUGCGGAGGGCGCUCGCCGGCGCGCUGGAGGCCGCGCUCUGCGCCGAGCCGGGCCGCGAGCUGGCCGCCGUGCUGGUCGUGCGCCGGGCCCGCCGCGCGCCGCACUCCGACGCCCUGCGCGCGCUGCUGCCCCAGCACCACCCGCGCCUGCCGCUGCUGCUCGCGCACGCGCUCACGCAGAAAUUGGUCACCUUGAGCGAGAUCGGGUCGUGGUGCGAAAGCGAACAACACCACCCGCUGCUGCUCGAGGUGCUGCAGGAAGUCCGCGAGCUGGUGGGCCUCGAGCGGCUGCGGCAGCUCUGUGCCGAGAGCAAGCUGAACCUGUGCGCGCACGCCGGCGUCGGGGCGGACGGCGCGCUGGAGGCGCUGGAGGCCCGCGGGCUGGCCGGCCUGGUGCCGCAGCUGCAGGUGCGCGCGGCGCUGGCCCGCCAGCUGGCCGCCGAGCCCGCGCCGCAGCCGCUGUACCGCUGGAUCAAGGCCAACGUGGAGGCGGCCGUGCGCCACACCGGCGGCUUCGUGUCGGCGCUGGUGGGCCUGCUGGCCGAGCACGUCACGGCGGGCGCAGACUCCGCGGCCGCCGCGCCCGACAAGGCGGCGCUGGAGCGCGAGAAGGCGCUGCUGGAGCCCUACGCGCCGCUGCUGCGCGCGCUGCUGGACGCCCGCCUGGACCUGCAGCUGGCCGCCGUGUACGCCGUGCAGGUGCACGCCCACGCCCACCACUACCCCAAGGGCAUGCUGCUGCGCUGGUUCAUGUACCUGUACAACAUGGAGGUGUGCGAGGAGGAAGCGUUUCUGCGCUGGAGAGAAGACGUGACCGACGCGUACCCGGGGAAGGGAGAGGCUCUGUUCCAGGUGAACACGUGGCUGACGUGGCUGCAGGCGCAGGAGUCGGAGGAGGAGGAGGCGGACGAGUAGCGACCGGCCGCGACUGCCGCUUUUGUUUCGCGCUCAUCUCAUUAUAUAAAUAAAGUAAAUAUGAUUAAGCCGAAUAGUUAAUACCCCGGCCCCCGGGGCCCCAGUGCGUCACAUAGGACAAUUUUUAGGUUACAACGUGAACGAAUAUAUUAGUAUCUCGAGAUAAUUUUUUGUAGGCCUUUACUCGAUUUUGAUACUUUUACAAAUGUAUACAAUUGUAGUGUUCGUUUGGACGUAUGGUUGCACCCCGGCCUGCCCCCUCCCGUUCUGAGCGUGCUUUAGUUGAAAUUGUAUAGAAUAUAUCGAUGAAGAACUUAAAUCAAUUUUAUAAUUAUCAUGAUCGUUUAUUUUCAAUGCUAAAUGGAUUUAGUGGAAUAACUCAGAGAAUGCUUAAAUUUCACAAUAUUAUCAAAUUUUAGAAUUUAUAACUACUUAGAUAAAUUAAAAAAUGUGAAUCGGUUUCCUCGGGCAUAAGAAGUGUAUGUGGAAUGAGUCGUAACGAAGUUGUGAGAUGUUUGCAUAAUAUGCAAGUUUAUAUAAGUACCAUCAGUCAAUAUGUAUUCAGGAUGAAAUAAACUUCAGUGUAAUUUAU